Messenger RNA from Choloepus didactylus (southern two-toed sloth), 2726 nucleotides. RefSeq names its product G protein-coupled receptor 132 (gene GPR132). The coding region runs from base 348 to 1466 and encodes 372 amino acids. Gene Ontology annotation, cellular component: membrane. Gene Ontology annotation, biological process: G protein-coupled receptor signaling pathway; G1/S transition of mitotic cell cycle; negative regulation of G2/M transition of mitotic cell cycle. The transcript is spliced from 3 exons. The record is from RefSeq and is a predicted model, not a curated record. NCBI's taxonomy places the organism in Eukaryota, Metazoa, Chordata, Mammalia, Pilosa, Megalonychidae. Gene Ontology annotation, molecular function: G protein-coupled receptor activity.
CCUGGAGGACGCCUCCGUGCCACUUCCUGAAACCUGCCGGAGGGGCCGGGGCCCAGGGCGCAUGGCCAGGACAAGCCGAGUCAUUUAAAACUCCUGGAGUCAACGUCCCAGCGGAGUUUGCAGGACGCACGCAGAGCUCGGGAAGGGCUGACGCUAUGCAAGGUGAGCCCCUGCCCGGCCCCGCGCCUGUGAAGACUUGAGAAGCAGCUGCGAGAAUUUUUUCCACAGUGCACUUUGUCCGCAUAAUGGGGAUAAUUACUUCAAAAAUUAAUGUGAAAACAGUCUUGAAGAAAUUAUAAAAGAACUCAGACAAUAGAGCUAGAGGCACCCUCUUGAGAAACUGGAAAAUGUCAGGAAACGCCACCUCGGUGACGGCCCAUGUCCCGCGCUCCGCCGAGGGCUGCAACGUGUCGUACGAGGAGAGCAGGGUGAUCCUGGUGGCCGUGUACAGUGCCGUGUGCGCCCUGGGCCUCCCGGCCAACUGCCUGACAGCGUGGCUGACGCUGCUGCAGGCCCUGCAGGGCAACGUGCUGGCCGUCUACCUGUUCUGCCUGGCACUCUGCGAGCUGCUCUACCUGAGCACUCUGCCGCUCUGGGUCGUCUACAUCCAGAACCAGCACCGCUGGACCCUGGGCCCGUGGGCCUGCAAACUGACCGCCUACGUCUUCUUCUGCAACAUCUACGUAAGCAUCCUCUUCCUGUGCUGCAUCUCCUGCGACCGCUUCCUGGCAGUCGUCUAUGCCCUGGAGAGCCGGGGCCACCGCCAGCAGAGGAUCGCCGUGGCCGUUUCGGUCUCCGUCUUCGUCCUCGUAGGGCUGGUCCACUAUCCCGUGUUCGAGAUGGAAGAGAGGGGGACCUGCUUCGAGGUGCUGCCCACGGACAGCAGGAUCGCCGGGUACCACUACUCACGGUUUGUCGUGGGGUUUGCGGUCCCACUCUCCAUCAUCGCGUUCACCAACCACCGGAUCUUCGCGAGCAUCAGGCUGAGCCCGAGCCUGAGUGCCACCCAGAAGGCCAAGGUGCGGCACUCGGUGACCGCUGUCGUCAUCAUCUUCCUCGUCUGCUUUGCCCCCUACCACCUGGUGCUCCUCAUCAAGGCCGUCGCCGUCUCCUACUACAAAGGGGACCAGGACGCGCUGUGCACAUUUGAAGCCAGCCUGUACACGGUGUCUGUGGUGUUUCUGUGCCUGUCCACAGUGAACAGUGUGGCCGACCCGGUCAUCUACGUGCUGGCCACUGACCACUCAAGGCAAGAAGCAUCCAGGAUCCACCGGGAGUGGAAGGAGUGGUCAGCGAGGACCAAUGCCAGCAAGCUCACGUGCUCCAGGGACUCGGACGAGGCGAGGUUCCCCACUGCACCCAGCAGCUGCUACGCAUUCUCCGGGCCUGUGCACCCCCCAGGACUGCGGCCGCAUGUGUGGGGCUCCCCUUGCACCCCAGAGAGGCUGGGCGAGGAGGCCUGCUGAGCCUGGGGCGCGCGAGGGCGGGGGCUGGCAGCUCCCCUUCCGCCGAGUUCGCUGUGCCCUUGGUGCCAGCUGGAGGACACUCUCUGGAAGAUGUGCCCCUGGCUUCUUGUUCCCGGAGCCGUUGCCUCGGGGAGCCUCUGCCUCUCAGGGAUUCCAGCUGCCCAGGCUGUCCCAUUGGGCACAGAAACCUACUGGGGAGCUGGCCUUAUGCCACGGGCUAGCGGUGACACUUCCAGGCGCCCAGAGGCGUGGCGUCGGGGACUCCCUGCUCCACAGCCUUGCUGGGUGGUUCCCUCAGCCAUGAGAGCACAUCCAGGCCUUUGCCAGGGCCAGGGCUUGCCCGGAGCCCCCGGCCAGCAGCUGGUACACAGUGGGCAUCAGGCGUGGCCAGGGCAGCAUCCCUGGUCUGUGGGUUUGGGCUGGUGCUGCGCAGCGACUGAAGGGGCACAGUGGGGUGUCGGUGAGCCUUCGCCUCAGGAUUGCCUGAGAUCACUGGGCUCCGACGCAGUGUCCAGUCACCCGGGACAGCCCUGGACCGAGCAGGGGGGCAGGAGCUGGCCCUGAGGGCCUCGGCUGGAAUGCUGCUGCAGGGGCUGCAGGAUCCCUACAGGAGACCCUAGAGGGGUAGGCCCAUGCGCCCCCCACAGGGAACCCCAAAUCCUCACAACGGGACGGUCAGCCUGCCAGAGAGCUUGCCUGGUGCCUGGGGUCUGCGUUGUGUCCCACAUGGCUGCUGCUGGGGCCAGGGAUGUGCUCGGAGCCCUUUGCCCGGGGACCUCUGGGCUCCCUGGUCAGUGAGAAGGGACACAGGGCUCCGGGCCGGGCCAGUCGGGAGCGAGCAGCUGCCCCCUGCCCCCCAUGCCCUCCCCCAGGCACGGAUGAGCCCGAGUCAGCUCCCAGCUCUGCGCCACGUCCCACGGCCACCUCAGCUUCCUCGACCGUACAAGGGACUCAGGACACCUGCUCAGGAGGUCGCGUCCAGGCUGACCCUCCUCCCCUCCCGCUGCUUCUGCCCUAGUUGCCUGGCAGGUGGGAGCCCAGGGCAGUGGCCGUGGCCGGAGCCGAGCAGACCUGCUGGCCGCCGAGGGGGAUGGCCGCGCGGAGAGGGGUGGGCACCGGGGAGGCCGCUGCUGGAAGUCUCUCCAAGGGUUUGUUUCCCACGGAGCUGGGUGUGGCCGUGGUGUUAAAUUAUGUUUCCGUUUCUGCAAGGGGGCACUGCUCCUCCUCACUGUUACAGAAGUUGAGAAAAUACGUUUUCUA